UUCUCAUACUUUUCUUCAUUGGAAUGUUCAAUGUUGACUUGGUACAUAAUUGGUCUUAUUUAGAACUAUUUUAAACUGUGUUUUUAAGAAACUGCGUUUAUGUGCAAAAUUAUAGAUUUCUUAGAUUAUUGUAAAGUUCCCGUUACUAGAAUGAGAUCACGAAAAGUUUGCGCGUAAAUUAAUGUGUUUACGAUUCUUGCAAUGUGCAUUGGAUCUUAUCAAACAAUAUUGGUCUUCAAAUAAUGUUUUUUCAGCAAUGACAAAAACAUAAAACAUAUCAAUACAUUACUCAAAUGCAUCACACUAUUUUGAAGAACAUGUAACUGUUUGUGAUUGAACCAUAGUUAUUAGAGGUAUUUUAUUUCUGUCUUGGUAUAUUGUCUGAUGGAGUCUGAUAAUAAUAACAUCACAAGUAAGAAUAAGUCUAAAGGGAAUUUAAAGAAAAAUGAAAAGAAAAAGAAAAUGAAGAAAAUAAAGGAUGCAGAUCUGAAAAAAGAUAAUUCAACCAAUGAAGAUAGUGUCUUCAAUAAGAGUGGGUCUCCGAGUUCUACAGAUAGUGAAGAUCUAGUCAAUGCAAUUAAUUACAACACCAUCACAUCUUUAGCAGCUUUAAAAGAUAUAAUUCAAGGUGAUAGUAAUGAUACUCCAGAAACUGAUAGUUUUUUUCAACACUAUUUUAUGAAUCACUGUAAUAAUCUCUCAAGUCGUACUUCUAAUUCGCCUUUUCCGUACACUGAGAGACGGCGUUUGUCACAGUGCCGAGAAGAGGAUGAAGAUGAUUACAGAAAAGAUAACUCAUCAUCUAACUCUCCAUCAAAAGCAUAUGACGUUAAAAAUGUUAGUCAGAAAAAUAAAUCACCCAAGACACACCAAGAAUUGAAGGGCAGUAAAAAAAUUCACGAAGACAAACCCAUAGAUGAUGAGUUGUCUGAGCGAACUGUAAUGGGUGCAAAGCAUAAAUUCUUGGUUACCACGGCAGAACCUCCACAUCAAAGAGUAGAGCGUGCAUUGAGAAUGCAUGUCAACAAUGCUCAUACUGUUCAUUUUGGUACCAAAGGUGCAGAAGAGUUAAGGCCUAGUGUUCGAUCAAUAUUCACUGGUGAGAAUCUUCAUCGUGACAAAAACUAUUUUGACAGUAGUUUAAUAGAAAUUAGAUCUACUGUUGAUGGUGUACUGACAAGUUCUGAAGAUAUUUGGAUUAAGAGAACAAAUGAAAAACCAGUAAUUUCCCCUAAAGAAGGAAAAAUUACUGUUGAUAAAAAAGCUAAAGCAGAAAUGCCAGAGCGGGACCAAGUUGAACCAAUCCGAGCCCGUUCUGGAACCUGGGGUUCCCAAUCUCGUAAAGAAAAAGAUAUCAAAGUCAUUGAUGUUAAAAAAAUUAAAGAUAUACAAAAAAACAAUGAUGACAGAAGAAACAAAAGAGACCAAAGAUUGGAUGCCGCCAUUACAAGAAGUACUCAAUCUGUUGGUGAAAGAAAAAGGCGAGGCUCGGCUGAUGAUGCUCAUCAGCUAUAUCAGCAGACAAUUCAUGGAACCUCCGGGGUGAGCAGGAGACCAGCUUUGUUUGAUAUGUUCAAAUCUCGACCCCGCGGUGAUAAUAAGAAACAGCCAACUAUAAUACAGCAGUUUAAAGCCGCAAUGCAGAACAUAACAAAGGCGAAAGAAGGAGAGAAAUUAGAAGUUUCAAAACCCGAGAGCAAAACUGAUGGCGCCUCUUGUUCGAGUCAAGCUAGCAAAGUCAAAGAUGGUUCUGCGCAUCCGCAUCCUAGUAGCGACGCUAAAUACUAUCACACAGUAACGGUGCCAGCCUCGCGUCGUCCCAGCGCGAUAAGCAAAGUGAUUGAAAUGUUCCGCGGUAGACAGUCAGUUCCAACACAUUCUGGCUCGUUUGACGCGGAUAAACGGCGAACGAGAGCGGGAAAUCAGUCUCAUCACCACGCAGUAGGUCACUGGCGCCACGAUCGGGGUGAAGGUCGACGGGGGUCAUGCGCUGUCCCCACGACCACAAAUAUUGAAGAUGUUGAAUCCACGAAAUACCGAUCUCGGUCGAAAUCUUUGGAUGCUCACUUCAUACACAAGCUUCCUGGUCAUUCGAUUCUAGACGAUUGCGGCGCUACAUAUGCAAUAUUUGAUGAAAUUGUAAGACAAGGUCAUUUACGAAGGACCACUUCGCAAGAAGCAGAAAAGCGUCGGUCGUCACUAGGCAACGUACCUCCGGCGAGACAUCGAGCGUCAGAUGCUUCAUUGGAUCCACAUCACGCUGCCAUAUUAUUCCGUAAUGCCAGAGGACUGCCAGUGGUGGAUCCCUUCAUACAGAAAGCUAACUUGUCUGAUCUUGAAGAGGACGAGUCGCAGAUAUUCGUUAAAUUUUUCAAAUUCCACAAAUGCUACGAUCUCAUCCCGACAUCGGCUAAGCUGGUGGUCUUCGACACACAAUUGCUCGUCAAGAAGGCAUUUUUUGCACUUGUGUAUAACGGUGUUCGUGCCGCCCCGUUAUGGGAUUCCCAAAGACAAGAGUAUGUGGGUAUGCUCACAAUAACGGACUUUAUAAAGAUCCUGCAAAUGUACUACACCAGUGCAGACGUCGCUAUGGACGAGCUGGAAGAACAUCGACUUGAGACCUGGAGACAUGUACUCAAGGGAUCGGUAGUGCCGCUCGUAUCGAUUGGGCCAGAUUCUUCCUUGUACGAAGCCAUUAGGAUACUGAUCACCAACAGGAUUCAUCGAUUGCCCGUCAUUGACCCAGAGACUGGCAAUGUACUCUACAUACUCACACACAAGAGAAUACUUAGGUUUCUCUUUUUAUAUAUAAAUGAAUUGCCAAAACCCAAAUAUUUACAAAAUAAGCUACGAGACCUGAAAAUUGGAACGCUUAAUAAUAUUGAAACAGCCACAGAGGAUACUUCUAUUAUUGAAGCCUUAAGGAAAUUCGUCAACCGUCGGGUUUCAGCAUUACCCAUUAUUGAUACUGAGGGCCGGCUGAAAGAUAUUUACGCCAAGUUUGAUGUCAUUAACUUGGCUGCUGAGAAAACGUAUAAUAACCUGGAUGUGACGUUAAAAAAAGCAAAUGAACAUCGCAACGAGUGGUUUGAAGGAGUUCAAAAGUGUAAUCUGGACGAGACCCUCUAUGAGGUCAUGGAAAGGAUUGUUCGUGCAGAGGUGCAUCGUCUGGUCGUGGUAAACGAAGAAGAUAAAGUAACUGGCAUCAUAUCGCUAUCCGAUCUCCUGAUGUACCUCGUCCUACGUCCGACUGGCGAAUGCGAGGGCGCCAGCCUACGUAACGAACACGGUCCGAUCGUAGAAAAGGAUGAAACUACAGAUUCUAUAUCGAUAGAGAAUGACAAAACCAUACAAGAAGAUGAAUUGGAAGGAGCCGUUGGCGGUGAACCAUUGGAUGACAGUUAAUUUGUAAAUUUAUAAUACAAAAAUUUCUAUCGCUACCAAACCAAUAUUUCGCUCUAUUGCUCUUGAUACUUGUUCUACAGAAUAAUAUUUAUAGAAAUUACAAGAAGUAUCUUAGUAUAUAUCAUAUAGUAGUAUAUCAGUUAUUUGUCAAUUUUCGAGAUAAUUAAAAUAAUAUUAAAAACAAUUACUAUUGAAUCAAUUAGCGAUUGGAUUUUUUAAAAGAUAUUAAUCAAAUUGUCUAAAAUUAACUGUACUUAUUAAUUACCAAAUGACAAUGGCACUAACGUCCAUUAUAAAAAGGUGGACUAUGGAAAGUUUAUCGUAACCAUGGUUUCAAAUACAUAAGACCACGUUUUAUUUUAAGUAAUGGUCCUUUUCUCAAGACAUCUUAAAAAUCCAAAUAAUAUAAAAACACACACAUUUUUUAACACAUAAUAAUACUUUUACUAUAUUAGUAUUUACUAUAAUAGUAUUUGCAGUGUCAGACUCGUUUUGACGAUGUAAUUCAUAUCACAAUUUUUAUGUAUACUUACUGUUUGUUAUUUAGGAUUUUCUAAAGUUUUAUACUAAAGCAAUAUUGCUUGAUAAUAUACGGGAUAGUUCCGUAUCGUAUUGGUGUGCAAAUAUUAUCCAUUAGGGAUUCUAUAUUCACGGAUUAUGAAUAUAACUCUGAAGCUUAUUCAGUGCGGCUUCACCCUACCAACUGCCAAAUGUUUAAAUGUUGUUUCGAUGUAUUUAAAUCCACUAUAUAUAUCGUAUGACUCUAUUGGUAUAGUUAGAGAAACACGGACGAUUUAUCUAUCCUCUGAACAAAUAAUAUAAUAAUCAUUAGCCAGUUCAGGAUUAGUUCGUAAGACCUUGAUGUUACCCUAAAAAUUGCGUUUAAACAUCAUUUCGACCACCAACUUUCUAUUGAAUUUACAAAGGUCAACCUGACCCAUAUAAGCCGUGUGUAGUACUUAAGUAACUCGUAAAGAAUAUUCUGACCUCUGGUUGGCUAAUAUAUUUAAUAACAUUAUUUAGUGAGUAAUUUGCCGAUUUCAUCGCCUUUAGAUUUAGUUAACAUGUCAGUAUUCGGAAAAAACUAAUAUGCUUUAAAAAUGUAUGUGAUUUAGUAUUUCAAACUGAAUCCGCACUUCGAUUAAUCGGACAAUAUUUUUUCCUUCUACUGAUCAUUGAUUAUCUACCAUUUUCAAGACCAAAAACCCUUAUAACAUGAGGGAAAGAUUCCAUAUGGUCCGACUGGUCGGAGUAAACGGUCUGAGAUUGAUUCAAAAUUAUUUAAAAUGCCUUACGCCCGCUUUAUAUAUUCCAAAUAUUCAUUAUCAAUUUUGAUAUUUGGUACCUCUGUGUUCCUGUAGCAUAGAAUUUUCAAUAAAAAAAUUACGAUUUGUUACAUUUUAAAUGGUAUUUUGAAUAUACGACCCGGGCGUGUUGAUGACUAAAAAUACUAUCGAUACGUACAUUACCUGAAUAUAAAUUCCCCAUUUAAGUUGUAACAAAGGAAGUCAUAUUUUAAGAAAUUCUCACUUUAUAUUAAUUCGUCUAAGUUAGUUUGGGAUUAAUUUAAUAUAAGGUUCGAUAAGUGCGAAUGAUAACUUCUAGUGAUUUCGUAUGUGUAUAUUAAACACAAGUCCCAUAAUAAAUCUGUAUAUGCACAAACGUACAGUUAUAAAAGCAAGGCCCAUAAUAAAAAAUAUUUUCGUAACAUUUAAAAUCCAAAUUUCAUUAUUAAAUAUUAAAUUGUUAAAAAAAAAAUAUAAGUACUUGAUGCCACAAGAAAUAACGCUCAAUUUUCUAUCUAUAGUAAAUUUUGAUAAAGCUCAUAAUUUUCAUUUUUCGAUGUGGUUUUCUAUGCCACAAAUAUUUUUUAUAGAAAAACAACAAGCAUUUAUUAAAUUAACAUUUACAUUGAAAUUAUUUCUUGAUAGUAUUUUCUAUACUAGGGCACUUUAGUGACUCCUUCAUAUAUUCCUAUAAAAUUGUGUAAAAUCAUUUAUGUAUUUGAAAUAUCAUAUUAAAUAGUGUAGAUUUCAUAUAUUGUAUGUAGUUGCAUGACAUAUUUGUACUUGGCAUAUUAACAAGGAUUAACAUAUUGGUGCAAAACAAUAUAUGAAACUGGUGUUGUGAAAUAUAUUUUCUAGUUGUGAAUUAUCAAAUUAUGUAUUAAGGCAUAUAAAACGUACCUUCUACUGUUUGAAAAUUAUUAAAUGUAUGAACUUUUAGAUAAGCAGUUAACAAUUAGGUUAUACACAUAGACUUGCGCAUAAGUUUUCAAAGUUGAUUAGAACAAAAUCUUGGAUAAUCAAAAUUGUUUUGAACAAUUUUUGAAUAGCUUGCGUGCAAAUUACACGUAAAUGUGUGGUAUUUGUUAAAUUGUUGUGCCUCAUGUUACAGGACUCAUGAGAAUAUGAAAUUCUUUAGUUUUUAAGUUGUAUGACUAAACAUGUUUGAUCUUAAGAAUUAAAGCAUGAUUCCGUA
Messenger RNA from Pieris napi, 5886 nucleotides. RefSeq lists its product as uncharacterized. The record is from RefSeq and is a predicted model, not a curated record. Bases 385 to 3405 code for a protein of 1006 amino acids. The transcript has 17 exons. Lineage: Eukaryota; Metazoa; Arthropoda; Insecta; Lepidoptera; Pieridae.